Molecule: messenger RNA, 759 nt
Organism: Colletotrichum orchidophilum
Lineage: Eukaryota; Fungi; Ascomycota; Sordariomycetes; Glomerellales; Glomerellaceae
Exons: 3
Coding region: 1-759 (252 amino acids)
Source: RefSeq, a predicted model, not a curated record
AUGGCACCACUCACGCCCCAUUGGACCCAGCCGUCCCACCCGGAUGUCCAGGAUGUCGUCAAGGCGAGCGAGACCGAGUUCCUCACCAAGAGCUUCUCCAAGGUCUCUCUUCCGCCCUUUGCCGUUUACGCAAAAAUGGCCUUCCCGCCAUGCGACCUGGCCGACGAGCCUACAUAUGCCACCGUCCAGUGCGGCAAGGCCAAACACCUGAACCUCAACAGUGACCUGCUGUACAUCAAUCACUCAUGCGAACCGUCUCUUAUUUUUGACACGGGCAACUUUAAUGUCCUGGCUGGGCCGAAAGGACUUCAGCCUGGCGACGAACUGACUUUCUUUUACCCCUCCACGGAAUGGCACAUGGCCCAACCCUUUGACUGCUUCUGCGGCACCUCCUCGUGCCGCGGCAAGAUCGGCGGCGCACGCGACAUGUCCCGCGCUCAGCUCGAGGGCCUCUGGCUCAACGGCCACAUCCGCGAGCUCCUGGAGGAGCGCGACUCGGGGGCUCGCUCUGAGAAUGACGACCCCACGGCCCAGGCGCUGAGAGAUGCCCUCAAGGCCGCCGAGCGCGUCGUCGAGGCUGCUCGCUCCGCCCUGAGGAGCUACACCGAGGCCACUGGCAACGGAGCCCAGCAACAGCAGCAGCAGCAUCAGCAUCAGCAGACGGCCAAGAACGGCGUCAACGGCACAAAGGCCGGUCGCAAUGGCGCCAGUGCCAGGGAGUUGGGAGGCGAGAUGGGCGGCGACACGCGCGCCGCUUGA